GUUUUGAGGAGCUACGCUGAGAUUGCUUUAAACCUCCUCCUUUUUUUUUCAUGGAUUUGAUCUCUUCCUGCGGUGGGACCAUGACUCCCGUGGAUCUGGAUGGCGUGGUGGAGGACCGGGUCUCCAUUGCCUCAAACGUCACCGUGAGCCUGUCACCUGGAAUCCCACUUGCAACGAGAACGCUCAUUCUGCUUGUUUGUCUGCUGGUGGUGGCCUGGAGCCACACGGAGAAAAACGCCGUGCCAGGCCCUUCGUUCUGCCUGGGUCUGGGUCCACUCUUGUCUUAUUUGAGGUUUAUCUGGACCGGCAUCGGCACAGCAAGCAACUACUACAACAAGAAGUACGGGGACAUUGUCAGAGUGUGGAUCAAUGGAGAGGAGACGCUCAUACUCAGCAGGGCCUCGGCGGUUAAUCACGUUCUGAAGAAUGGAAACUACACCUCCCGUUUCGGUAGCAAAAAGGGACUCAGCUGCCUCGGCAUGAACGAGAGAGGCAUCAUCUUCAACAACAACGUGGCGCUGUGGAAAAAGAUACGCACCUAUUUCGCCAAAGCCCUGACAGGUCCCAGCCUGCAGCAGACGGUGGAGGUUUGCGUCUCGUCCACGCAGACCCACCUGGACAACCUGGACAGCCUGGCCCAGGUGGACGUCCUCAGUUUGCUGCGCUGCACCGUGGUGGACAUCUCCAACAGGCUCUUCCUGGACGUGCCCCUCGACGAGAAAGAGCUGCUGCUGAAGAUUCACAGAUAUUUCGACACGUGGCAGACUGUGCUGAUCAAACCCGACAUCUACUUCAAGCUAAGCUGGAUCCACCAAAGACACAAGACGGCAGCCCAGGAGCUACGGGAUGCCAUAGAGGGCCUCGUGGAGCAAAAGAGGAGGCAAAUGGAGCAGGCAGAUAAGCUGGACAUCAACUUCACUGCAGACCUCAUAUUUGCACAAAACCACGGCGAGCUGUCGGCGGAGAACGUGACGCAAUGCGUGCUGGAGAUGGUGAUCGCGGCGCCGGACACUUUGUCCAUCAGCCUCUUCUUCAUGCUGCUGCUCCUCAAACAGAACCCCCACGUGGAGCUGCAGCUGUUGCAGGAGAUAGACAAGGUCAUAGGUGACAGAGAGCUGCAGAACGGGGACCUUCAGAAGCUGCAGGUUCUGGAGAGUUUCAUCAACGAGUGCCUGCGCUUCCACCCAGUGGUGGACUUCACCAUGCGACGCGCCCUGUCAGACGAUGUCAUAGACGGCUACAGGGUCCCGAAGGGCACAAAUAUCAUCCUGAACACUGGCCGUAUGCACCGGACAGAGUUCUUCCACAAGGCCGACGAAUUUAGUCUGGAGAACUUCCAGAAAAAUACUCCUCGUCGUUACUUCCAGCCAUUCGGCUCAGGCCCUCGCGCCUGCGUCGGCAAGCACAUCGCCAUGGUGAUGAUGAAAUCCAUCCUGGCGACGCUGCUCUCUCAGUACUCCGUCUGCCCCCACGAGGGCUUGACCCUGGACUGCCUCCCACAGACCAACAACCUUUCCCAGCAGCCCGUGGAGCAUCACGAGGAGGCCCAGCAGCUCAGCAUGAGAUUCUUACCCAGACAGAGAGGAAGCUGGCAAACACCUUAAAUGCACCAUGACUUUACAAUUAAUGUUAUAUAAAUAUGCUCUCCAUCACUAAGGU
Fundulus heteroclitus (mummichog) is the source of this 1659-nucleotide messenger RNA. RefSeq names its product aromatase (gene cyp19a1a). Lineage: Eukaryota; Metazoa; Chordata; Actinopteri; Cyprinodontiformes; Fundulidae. The record is from RefSeq and is marked provisional. Gene Ontology annotation, molecular function: oxidoreductase activity, acting on paired donors, with incorporation or reduction of molecular oxygen; heme binding; iron ion binding.